AUGGAGGAUAACCCAUUUGAAAGAAUUGCUAGGGUAAAAAUUAUCGGUCCUCCAAUCUACCUGAGAUCGGAAGAGAAUGUUAAAUCGGUAUUAAGUAACAUUGGAAACAUCAUUGAAGUCGACGGAAGUCAGAAUUGGCACACUAUCGAUCUCUCGUGCGCCUUUGCUAGAAUCAUUACUGGAGACAAAUUACCAAUCAACAAGGUAGUCAAUUGCUUAUUCAAUGGGAAAUCAUACACUGUUGGUGUGGCUGAAUGUGAGGACGUAUGGCAACCUUUUUCCAAAUAUUAUGAAUCCGACUCAGAGGAAUCAAUCCAUAAUGAGGUGAAUAAUGGGGACGUGGAGGAUCACGAACUCUCCGAUUCAGACGUCGAUGGUAUAUCAGAAACGUGGGGCCAUAAUAACCAACAAGAAGUAGAAGAGGGGGAAAUAAUUAUGGAAUCUGAAUUGAUCGGAGAAAAUGACGAUGCAAGGACGAUGGGUGACGAAUCACCGGUGCCGGCAGUUGCAGAAAAGACGAGGAACAUCGAAACGGUAAGCCCUACGUUUAAUGCAGGAGGUGAAAAGUCAUCUGGGAAAUUAAACUCGGCUUCAAACCUUCACUCCAAUUUGAAUAUUAAUGCAGAUUCAACCGUUGCACCAGAGGAUAGUAUUGGCCCACAACCUGUUGGACAAGUUCAAAAUAUAUUAAUUGGGCCUUCCCCUAUUAUUUGCCCCAUACUCCAUUAG
Molecule: messenger RNA, 729 nt
Organism: Lactuca virosa
Lineage: Eukaryota; Viridiplantae; Streptophyta; Magnoliopsida; Asterales; Asteraceae
Source: the annotation of a GenBank genome assembly